Molecule: messenger RNA, 1507 nt
Organism: Pelagomonas calceolata
Lineage: Eukaryota; Pelagophyceae; Pelagomonadales; Pelagomonadaceae
Source: the annotation of a GenBank genome assembly
GGACGCCCGGCGCCAGAGGACAAAAACCAAGCGCGCGCGGUCGCUUGCGCCGAAGCGCGAGCAUUUUUGGCACCCUCGGGCACCGCUGCGACCGACUGCGGCCGCAUCCGCUGGCCGCCGCAUCUGUGCGCGCCACACAAGCACCCGCAUUUUGAACGGCGAUCCGCGCGGCAGGACGCCGAGGCAUCUGUGCGCGCAAAAACAAAGAGAUAAUGGUCCGCCGCGUGGCGUUACUCCUCGCCGUCGCCGCGCGCUGCGCCGCCGCGGACGACCUCGACGCCACCUACGAUAGAGCAUUCCCCGUGUGCCCCUCAGCAAAUACAGAUGGAGGCACGGCGACGUGCGGCAGCCCGCCGUUCGAGAGCUGCGACGCCGGCGCGCGCUGGUACGAGGUCUGGCGCGCCUUCGACGCCCGGACGGCGACGGUGAGCGGCCCGCACCUGAAAAGGUUGCGGGUCCAGCACCGGUCUUUUGAUUCGUCCUUGGUCGGCGCCUUCCACGCGCUCGGGAAUGUGCUUCUCACGGGAGAACUGGGCAGCGGCAAGUACGAGGACCCGCUGCUGGGCUGCCCCGCACCUUGGGACGACGCGACAACAUGUAUUUUACGAUUGUCGCCCUUCGGCGAGGCUUGUGUCCGCGUGGCGGUGAAGCCGCAGGUGCUUCCCGGUUCAAUAGGCAGCGCGUCCGUGUCCUUCGCCACGUCUACAAAACGACGCGAUUUAAGGGUGGCCGCCCUCGUCGCGUCCAUAUUGUUACACCAGACGGCGCCCACCAUCGGCGAGUCGGCUUUCCUCCAUUACGGUGUCGGCGUGUCCUUCGGGCUCCUGUUUGGUGUGGUUGUGCUCGUCUGUAGCAUUCUCUGCGUUAUGAUCUCGUCGCCUACGAAAAGGCGGACCGCGGUAGCUCUUUCUUUCUUGGGCUACUCCGCGGCGGUCAUGAGGCAUGCGCGGCGCGUCGUCUGGUCGCUGGUGACGAGCUACCCGCGAUUGAUCGCGACCUACGCCUGCGUCACGAUGGCCUUCUCCGUCUUCGGGACGCGGGCCGCGCGGUCGACGGACGUCUUCUUCGACGCGGUGCGGUGCGCCGUGAGGCUGACUGCUUUGUUCAUCGCCUUCCACGCGACGCGGUCGGUAGCCGUCGGUUUGUUAUUUGCCGUCGGAUUUGGGGUGGCGCAGAUCCUGGGCGGUUCGUCGUUUGGCGCGGUCGUGACGCUCGUCGCGUCUAGAAUGCCGUCUACUCCGGAGGUCAAGCCGUCGCCGCGGCCCGCGCGCAACUUCCUGGAGGGCCACCGCUACCUGACGGAGGAGGAGUACAAGGAGCAGGCCGCCGACGCCACUGCUGAAGCAUUGGCGGGCUUGGUCGAGACGGAGGAGUACCGGCGGUGGGUGGCGAAGAACCACCACCGGCUCGGGGCGCGCGCCGCCGCCGCGUCGGACGACGAGGACGGGUCGGACUACUGACCCUCGCUCGCUAUGUGUUGUGAUGAUAAGUACUACGGUUCACAUUA